UCCAUGGCGACAGGUGUGGUCGUGCUGCUGAGCACAUGGCUCGGUGUGUGCGUGGCCUUUAACCUCGACACAGCGUUCUCGCUGCUGAAGACGGGACGAAACGGGAGUCUGUUUGGACUGUCUGUCUCUCUGCACCAGGACCUGAAGACAGACAGUUACCUGCUAUUGGUUGGAGCGCCCAGGGAGAAGGCGGAGACUAAUGUUUUAGCCAAUCGAACAGGAGGAGUGUACAGCUGCCCAAUUACCACAGACCAAUCAGAGUGCAGCAGGAUGAAGCUCAUAGACCCAGACCUGAAUCUGUCUGAAGACCUGAUCGAGGACAUGUGGUUGGGCGUCUCAGUAGCCAGUCAGGGCAGACCUGGGGGGCGGGUCCUGGCGUGCGGUCAUCGCUUCGUUAAACUCUAUGGAGCAUUCAAACUCAGACACAUGAUUGGCCGAUGUUAUCUCCGUGGAAACGACCUGCAGUACGACGACACAGACACUCACUGGCAGAACCCCGACCAGCCCUGCAGCUACCUGGGUGAUGUCAGCAGUGAGGUCAUGUGCAACAUGGGGAUCUCGGCCUCCAUCACGCAGACCGACAUCAUCGUCGGCUCACCUGGAAGCUACGAGUGGCAAGGUAACGUCCACAUCUCCUGGAUGAACCCAGAUGUUGUCUUUGACACCCAGAGGAGCGUCUUCCCCAACCUGCAGCGGAGAAACAUUUAUAUAGGAUAUUCGGUGACUCAGGCUCUGCAUCUCCUCUCUCAGGAUGAUGAAACCAUAGUAACAGGAGCUCCUAAGGACAGUAGAGAGGACGCCCGUGGUUCUGUCUUGCUGGCUGUGAAACACUCGCACUCCCUGACGACUCAGCAGACUCUACGCGGCGAGCAGACGGGCUCGUACUUCGGGAACGCCGUGACAACCGCCGACCUCAACAACGAUGGAUGGAACGAUCUUCUGGUGGGCGCUCCUUUUUACUUCCAGCGUCAGCAGGAGGCGGGCGGGGCAGUUUAUGUGUACAUGAACAAAGGUGGUUGGUUUGAUCCUCGGCCCAGCGCGGUGCUGACAGGACCGAGCGGGUCGGCGUUUGGUAUGGCUGUAGCUGCUGCUGGAGACCUGGACCAGGAUGGCUUCCAGGACUUUGCAGUCGGAGCGCCUUUCCAUGAAACAGGAAGUGUGAUGAUCUGGACCGGGAGCAGUGAGGGGGUCUCUACAGAACCGAGUCAGGUGAUCCGGGGUAGCAGGGUCUCUCCGGUGUUCAGGACCUUUGGAUACUCUCUGUCUGGAGGUCUGGAUGUUGAUGGAAACCAGUAUCCAGACCUGCUGGUGGGCUCUCUGGAUGACGCUGUCGCUCUGCUCAGAACUCGUCCAGUCGUUCACCUCAAUAAAACCCUCAGAGCUUCUCCAGACGUCGUUGAGCCGAAGACUUGUGAUUUGUGCAUUCAGGUGGAGGUGUGUUUCUCCUACAUCUUCAGCAUAGGAGAGAGGAGCGACAGAGACAACAUCACCAUCCACUUCACCAUCACUGCUGACGUCACCAGCAUCAAGUCCCGCCUCCGUUUCCGUGACAACGGACAGAGCGUAUACUCCGGUUUCCUGUCGAUGCCGAAUAAACACUGUGAAACUCUGAGCGUCCAGCUUCUGAAUCCGAUCCGAGACAAAGUGGAACCUCUGGUGUUUUCCCUGAACGUCUCUCUGUACGAGAAGCUUCCCAAGAAAAGAAACGCCGUACAGGACCUGAAGCGCCUCCCUGUACUGAGCCAGUCACCCCGACCCAUCAGAACCCAGAUCCACAUCCAGAAGGCCUGUGGUCCUGAUAACCGUUGCCAUAGUAAUCUGCAGAUGAUGGCCCAGUUCACAGAUGAGAACCAGAACCCCUUCGCUGUGCAGAAGGACCAGCAGGUGUUGUACUACAACACCAACUUUAACAGACUGUUUCUGGAGGUCAAUAUCAGCAACACACCGUCUCCGGGCCGACAAGCAGAGGACGCUCACAAUGCCGUUCUGAACAUUAGCAUCCCACCAUCACUCAUUUACUCCGGAGUCCGAACAAAGGGUGACAUCCAGGCGGUGAUGCAGUGUUCUGUUGAGGACGCUGUUCUUCUGUGUGAGCUGGGGAACCCGUUCAAAAGCAACCGUCAGGUUCAGGUGUUGAUAAUAUUUCAGACGUCUGAAAUCAGUUUAGACACCCGAGAGAUUCAGUCUCUGCUGCAACUAUCCACGUUCAGUGAGCAGUCAGAUCUGUUUCCUGUCUCCGUCUCCUUGUUGGUGCAGUAUUCUCUGCAGACGUCUCUCAUUCUAAUCCCUCCUCCAGGUCGGGUUUCCUUCAGUGGUCAUGUGAUCGGUGAGUCGGACAUGAAGGAGACAGAGGAUGUUGGCAGUCUGCUGCUCUUCACCUUACAGGUGCACGUCAGUGGGAAGCCGCUGGGCCACCUGGGCCACCUGCAGGUGGAGUUUGAUUGGCCAACAGAGGUGUCCAAUGGGAAGUGGUUGCUGUACCUGACAGAGAUCAAAAUGAAUGGCUCAUCUGAGACUCGCUGUGUUCCGCCGGGCGACAUCAUCAACCCCCUCAACCUGCUGCUGUCAAAGCAGGAGAAGAAAAAGAGGAGGAGUCUGGAGGAGAAGAAGGAGGAGCAGAGAGAGAAAGCUCUACCUGUCCUCCACCAGAAGAAAACGUCCUACGUCCUGGACUGUGGUCACGGAGCUACCUGUGAGACCUUCGUCUGUCCUCUCACCAACAUGAACAACUCAGUAACUCUGACAGUCAGAGCGAGACUGUGGAACUCCACGAUGAUAGAGGACUACAAUGAUGCUCACAGGGUGCUGGUUCGAGGCUGGGCAACUCUGAAGCUGCAGACGAGCAAACCAACCCUCAACAUGGAGCCUCAGAGCACAAAGAUUGAAUUCCACAUCUACCCCGACCCGGGGCAGCAGGCAGGGUCCAGAGCCCCCAUGUGGAUCCUCAUGAUUUCUGUCCUGGCUGGAGUCUCCCUUCUGGCUGUGAUCUGCCUGCUGCUCUGGAAGUGUGGUUUCUUUGUGCGUGGUGGUGCGUGGCGGGACGCGGUUCUCCACCAGGGGAGGAUUAUGGGUAAAGAUGAGCAGCAGCAGCUUCGGGACUCUGACGAUUUCCUGAUCCAAGACCACGUCUACUCAUCCAGAGCUAGGAAGGCACCCAAACAAUGGGUCACCUCCUGGACUGAGAAGCACACAACCCGGACCAACACACCCUGA
Cyclopterus lumpus (lumpfish) is the source of this 3213-nucleotide messenger RNA. RefSeq names its product integrin alpha-3-like. The coding region runs from base 4 to 3213 and encodes 1069 amino acids. Gene Ontology annotation, molecular function: integrin binding. Lineage: Eukaryota; Metazoa; Chordata; Actinopteri; Perciformes; Cyclopteridae. Gene Ontology annotation, biological process: cell-cell adhesion; cell-matrix adhesion; leukocyte migration. The record is from RefSeq and is a predicted model, not a curated record. Gene Ontology annotation, cellular component: external side of plasma membrane; integrin complex. The transcript has 27 exons.